UCGCAAGACGUAGGAAGUUGGUACAAGUUACAAUGGAGUCCACUACCCAGUCCAGCAUAGCAGAACUGCUAAGGGAAGCGGCUGACAAGCUGGAUGAAAUGAACAGUGUUCAUUCUUCAUCGAACACGUCUCCAGCACGGUCGACUCCACCAGCUGCGUCGCCAAGACCUCCCGUCGAUGCUGAAGUGGCAAGACUUUUCAUGCCUUAUCGGAGCACGUCAAGGGGGUCUCUCAAUCCACGUCACCGGCCAAUACCCCGAAAUUUUGAGACAAGAGGAACCAAUGUGACGUCGUAUUCGCACACAUUCUGCUGUUUGAGCAAAAAGUCCACCACAAUCGCCCCAAAUCGCUACCAGAAACUGGAGCUAUGUAAUGCAGGCUUGGGUGACAAAAAAAUUACUUUUCAAGGCAAAGAGUCCUGCCCUGAAUAUUUUCAUCAAUGUCUGAUUGGUGCAUUUCGGAAACUGAGUGAGGCUGGGGGAUUUGAGCUUCUCAGGAUUCGAGGCGCCACACGAAGCCGAGAGUUGUCUCUCAUUCCCUGCCCAAAUACCGGGUAUUGUGUGAAAUAUCUGAAAUCACCACAGGCAAUGAUAGGGCAUGCUGUUAUUUACAUUCGGCCACUUCAGAAAAGCCUGAACAUGGAUAAAGAAGAUAGUGAGUCAACCACAACUGGACCUCUGAUUGCAUGUCUCUCUUGUGGGAUAGAGUUCCAGUUUGAUGCAAUCAAGGCGCACAGUGAGAUUUGUAAUAGCACGACUGGAGCUGUGGUACAGGCAGGGCCAUCUUCCAUGUGUGACCCCCUAACAGUCCCACUGACAGCCAGCCCAGGGUCAUCAAUGCCUUUGAUGCCGAGUGUAGCUUUGACAGAAUCCGGCAAUGAUUGGAGAAUGGCUCAUGAUCCACUCGAGGCUGUAAAGCUCUUCAGACAAAGUGUAAUGAAGAAUUUUGGUGAGGAACUUCACUUCAGAAUGGACCUCAGGGAUUCUUCUGAGGCUAGGGAUCGGGCCAUAAUCAACUUUUACAAACGACAGAAUGUGGACUGGACUGCUCCUUUAACCUGUUCUCUUGAAGGAGAUGCUGCAGUUGGGGAUGGCGUGAAGCGCCAUUGCUUUUCACUUGUGAUGUCCAGAUUGCAAUUUGGAUUUGAACUAAAAAUCGCUGCUGGAAAAACCCUGCUGUUUGAGGGUGAAAAAGAUCACCUGGUUCCUUCAGCAUCUCAAAUCUACAUUGAUAGUGACCUUUUUAUGGUUGCUGGGCAAAUAAUUGGCCAUUCAUUCCUACACAACGGCCCUUGUUUAAAUGGACUAAGUAAAGCUGUUGUACAUGUGUUGGGUGGUGGAAUGCCUGAAAUGGCCUCUAUUGAUAUCACAGACUGCUGUGAUGUCGAUGUCAGGGAGGCAGUUGAACUGUUGAAAGGGUCUACUGAGCUGACAGCAGAUCAGAAGCGGUCCAUACAGAGCGUGACAACAGGAUGGGAUCUUCCUGUUGCCACUGAAGAAAACAGGAGAUGGCUGACUGAGAAAAUUCUUUUUCAUGCUGUACUUUCCAGGUCAAAAACUCAAAUAAAACAACUACGAAAAGGACUCAAAGCAACAGGUGUUUUGGAUCUGGUAACACAAAGACCAGACACAAUGCAGUUGUUGUUUCCAAGAAGCUGUGCUGAGUUGCACUCACCACAACUACUUCUGGAACGCAUAAUUUGGCCAGCGGAGUCAGACAGUGAUGACGACACUGAUGACCCGAGUUUGGAUGAAAAGUGCCGCAUCACUGGAUAUCUGAGAAAAUACAUCGAAAAUGCAUCCUCACAAUGUCUGCAGGAGCUUCUGAAGUUCUGGCAUGGAUGGGAAGUUCCUCCAAAUAAUCUUUAUGUAGAGGUUGUACGUGGACAAAUGCCACAAUCGAGUACGUGUAUGGAGACUCUUAGGCUGCCGUCACACUAUACGAAAUAUGAAGAUUUUUGUGAGGCUCUUAACGCCGCAGUUAGUUCUGUCCCAACAGGGUUUGGGCUUGUUUAGUUUAAAAUUUUGAAGUUUUGGAUUGUUCAUUUUAUUGUUCCCAAAAAUGUUUUGUUGUUGCGUUUAAGUGCAAUAAAAACUUCUGUACCUGUUUGCUGCUAUUUCCAACUGGAUUUUUUUUUAAUGCAUUUAUAAAUCGACAAGAGCAUUUUUAUGUCUUAAGGUGUUUAGAAUGACAUUAAUGGAAAAAAAGCUGCUGAAAAAGUUUUGUUAAAAUGUUUCAAAGUGCAAUAAAAACAGUUCUGUACCUGUUAGCUGCUAUUUCCAACUGGAUUAUUUUUUUAUGUAUUUAAAAAUCAAGAGCAUAUUUUUGUGUCUCAAGGUGUUUAGAAUAACAAUGGAAAAAAAAAAAGUUAUGCUAAAAUGUUUCA
This is a messenger RNA of Corythoichthys intestinalis (scribbled pipefish), 2386 nucleotides long. RefSeq lists its product as uncharacterized. The transcript has 12 exons. The record is from RefSeq and is a predicted model, not a curated record. Gene Ontology annotation, molecular function: ubiquitin-protein transferase activity. The coding region runs from base 33 to 2015 and encodes 660 amino acids. Lineage: Eukaryota; Metazoa; Chordata; Actinopteri; Syngnathiformes; Syngnathidae.